AUGCAUUUAUGGGAGAAUGUCAUUGAUGUAAUAUUUGUCGAAAGACAAUAUGAGAAAGCAGACAUUGAAGUUAUGUUUGCAACAUUUGAUCAUGGUGAUAACUAUCCAUUUGAUGGACAAGGAAAUGAAUUAGCUCACGCAUUCUAUCCAGAUGACCGAAUACAUUACGGACAAACUCAUAUUAAUGAUAGCGACCCAUGGCCCAUGUGGAAGAAACUUAAAUUGGGCCUUCCUCAACAGGAAUCUUUGAUCGCAUCACACUAUCAAGGAUUCUUCGAUACAGUACCAAAACUAUCCCCCACUGAUAUUUCUGCUAUACAAUCACUGUAUGGUUCGUUGCAACCCAGAUUUCUAAACAUUCAUGCAAGUGAAAAAAUUGGCAGAAAAAACUUUUUAAUUGCAGUGGAAUCAGCAAGUUUUGGCAUUAGUUUGCUCGGAAUACAAUAA
Thelazia callipaeda (thelaziosis nematode) is the source of this 447-nucleotide messenger RNA. The record is from the annotation of a GenBank genome assembly. Lineage: Eukaryota; Metazoa; Nematoda; Chromadorea; Rhabditida; Thelaziidae.